AUGUGGGACUUCUACAACGGAAAGUCAAUUCUCCUCACCGGUGGCACGGGUUUUUUAGGGUCUACCCUGCUGUACCGACUAGUGAGCAAAGGCAAUUGUGGAAAGAUCUAUAUCAUAUUCCGCGGUGGGAGAGAGCGCGCAGAGAAGAAAUGGAAACAGAAUCUGCCCCUCGAGACAGCACAGAGAUUGCUUAGCUGCGAGAGCAUCGUGUUCUUGGAUGGCGACCUGACCAAAGAAUUCAUGGGCUUGCGUGACGAGGAGCUGAAUAACAUCUGUCAAGAAACCCAGAUCAUCAUACAUUGCGCCUCCUCCAUCGAUCUGACCAGCCCCUUGACGAGAAUGGCAAACGAGAUCAUAGGCCCAUCCUUGAGCCAGGCCGAGUUUGAAACGUCGUGCCCUAAGCUAGAUAAAUUCGUCUACGUAUCCUCAGCCUUUGCUAACGCUCACCUCUGGAAAUCGUUCGGUGGGCAAGAAGUCCAACUCGACGAGACGAAGUAUCCCCUAGCCAAAGGGACAGGAACGCCCCCUCGACGUUGCAAACAUGGUAAGAUAUCCAACGAACCAGAGCCUGCGACGAGGCCCACGUUCGAUCAGGUCCCUGUCGAUGUUGUCACCGAUAGGCUUCUCGCGCAUCUUGGCAUGGGGACGGCUGGAAUUUUCCACGUCAGCAGCCCUUUGCGUCUGAGGAUCUCCAUCGACGACUUCCGGGUUUCCAUCAAUCGCGCUCGCCGGCUUCCCGGGACAUUGGCUAUUCACUGGGAACGAGAGGAUCCGAGUUCGCCCAAUAUACACCCUCAUAGUCGCGUGUUUGUCCUAACGGGGACAUCGUUCAACUUUCGUGAGACGAAUACCGAGAGGAUCGCGCACUUGGAUGGAAAGGCCGGUCUGCAAUCGUUCACCAGGACGUGGGUGUGGUCCCGAGCGUCGGAAGUUCAGCAGAUUGCGAGGAAGCUUGCCGAUACUAAAGGGUUGCCUGCGGAAGCUGCGGCUUGGGUGUUCGCGGAACAGUUAACAAUUGAUGGACUGCAAUUGUACAUAAUCGGUUGCAGUGUUUGA
Messenger RNA from Aspergillus affinis, 1056 nucleotides. RefSeq lists its product as uncharacterized. Gene Ontology annotation, molecular function: alcohol-forming very long-chain fatty acyl-CoA reductase (NADP+) activity. Gene Ontology annotation, cellular component: peroxisome. The record is from RefSeq and is a predicted model, not a curated record. The transcript is spliced from 3 exons. Gene Ontology annotation, biological process: long-chain fatty-acyl-CoA metabolic process. Bases 1 to 1056 code for a protein of 351 amino acids. Lineage: Eukaryota; Fungi; Ascomycota; Eurotiomycetes; Eurotiales; Aspergillaceae.